UUUUGUAGUGACACAGAAAGCCAACAUGGACGCAGUAUCCCAGCGUAUUUUGGAAUAUUUAACAGAAGUAGAGGAGGCAGCCGAGGAUGUUCUCACUACAAAACAGCAGAUAGUAGACCUGGACACAAAGAGAAACAGCAACAGAGAGGCUCUGAAUGCACUGAAAAAUGAAAUACCCAAAACAGAAAAAGUGAAGGUUUGCUUGGGUAACAUGUUCAUCAAAUUUCCAAACAUGAAGACAAGAGAGAUGAUUCAGAAAGACCAAGAGCAGCUGGACAAGGAAAUAAAUGACCUUCGCAAAGCACUGAAAGCGAAAGUCAAUCAUCUCAAUGAGAUCCAAGGAAAACCUGAGCUGAGAGGCUACAGUCUUUCUCCUCUGUCUUCUGAUGAACUCAAAGCCAUUAAUGGGCUUUUAAAGAGAUAGCAUCUCUAUUCUGGACUACUGAAUGUGUCUGAGUGCAGAAGGAUGAAGAGAAACAUCUCUCUUUCACUGAGGGAUCAUGGAAGCCAAGGGACAGUAUGAUGACCACGAACCUGCCUCCUGGAUGGUCAACAAAACAGAUAAAACGGACAUUUUUGAUACCAGCCCACAGGAGACUUUUUGUCAAAGACAUUUACUUGUGAAAAGGAACAUUUAUACAGAAUUCUGUAAAGAAUUUUAUUCAUAUUUCCACCCAUGUCUUCAUUGAACAUUGUUUCGAAAGUUCAUUGCAUCUUUUUCACCACUGCAUAAUUAUCCUCUUACUGAGUUACGCUGUUCAAAGGUUUGUGUUUGAGUAAAAUUAAAGUUGUGGUUUUACAAUUCUCCAACUUCCAAAUAAAAUACUCCUUUUCCACA
This is a messenger RNA of Cheilinus undulatus (humphead wrasse), 838 nucleotides long. It is a transcript of the gene pdrg1, whose product is annotated as p53 and DNA-damage regulated 1. NCBI's taxonomy places the organism in Eukaryota, Metazoa, Chordata, Actinopteri, Labriformes, Labridae. The record is from RefSeq and is a predicted model, not a curated record. Gene Ontology annotation, biological process: protein folding. The transcript is spliced from 5 exons. Gene Ontology annotation, cellular component: prefoldin complex. The coding region runs from base 26 to 424 and encodes 132 amino acids.